AUGCCGGGCCCCACAUACGCCUCCCCCGAAGCCGCCAGUAGAGGAGCAGAGGAAGGAGCGACAUCCGGGCACCGUCGCCGGAAGUUCGAAGAAUACGCUCGAGACGACCCGAACACACUAUUCCUUGGAGGGAAACCACAGUCCGACCACACACAAGCGACUACAAUCAAGGAGAUGGGCUGGUUCUCAGAUCUUGGGAAUGAGGGCGGGACAUCCGACGCGAUCAUUCGAGUAGCGUUCAUGAGCGAAUAUCUAUGCACCCAUGAGAUUUCGGGACGUUCAAUUUGGCUGCUCCACAAGGAUAUUCAGUCAGGCUCGAACAAAGCUUAUCUGAAAACUCGGCAGGUCAAUAAGAUGGCUCAAAACUGGCAAUGCAAGAUAUGCACGGAUUUUCUACUCCCAACAGCUCGUCACCUUGUAGCGCGAUGCAAGGAUCAAGGAAUUGAUCUACUGGCGGUAUCCUCAUCAGAACGGAAGACCUACAUUCAGGAUUCAUGGCCUAAAGAUACAAAGGACAUGAUAACCCUGAUAUAUCGCAUGUACCAGCCAAUCAUUGGGCACGUCGACCUUGGGAGUAUCUUCUCCCCACCAGAGGGAAUUUCAAUAGAGAGAAGGCGACUUUGCAAGAAGUGGCGAGACUUCUUAAAGUCAGUUUGGUUCCGAGGCAUAGAGGAGACAAUCGACAUUCGUGUCCGGGCACAGACUAACCCAGAUGGAAACCAAGAACAAGCCGAAGAGCAGCGCAAGACUUCAGCCAUCUUUUUUGAUUGCUGGAGGGAUAUGACGACCCGAGGCGUUGUCCCAAAGUGUCCUCCUAUUUCUGAUCUGAUUGUCCUACCAGACGGUCUAUCCAGCAACCGCAAGCGGAGGCGGGUAUCCAACCCUUCGAAAGACACCGUACCUCAGGAAGACCAUAGCGAACCUCCUUCUCUCAUUACAGCGACUCAAUCCGGUUAG
Molecule: messenger RNA, 957 nt
Organism: Aaosphaeria arxii CBS 175.79
Lineage: Eukaryota; Fungi; Ascomycota; Dothideomycetes; Pleosporales
Exons: 1
Coding region: 1-957 (318 amino acids)
Source: RefSeq, a predicted model, not a curated record